Messenger RNA from Helicoverpa armigera (cotton bollworm), 1508 nucleotides. RefSeq lists its product as uncharacterized. Bases 127 to 1395 code for a protein of 422 amino acids. The record is from RefSeq and is a predicted model, not a curated record. The transcript is spliced from 5 exons. NCBI's taxonomy places the organism in Eukaryota, Metazoa, Arthropoda, Insecta, Lepidoptera, Noctuidae.
AUCAGCGGUACCGGUACUACCGGUUAUUAAAGCGAAGUGAAUGCAAUUACCAUUUCUUGGUCUUUAAAGGUGUCUAAAACCAUUAUUUCUUGAAGUUUGUGGUGCCAGGACGAUUUAUUACGAAGUAUGGCGUACAGGAAAUGUGAAAUUUGUGGAUUGAGGUCGGAGCGCAAAGAUGGCAAAAAACGCUUCUUUAUGGCCAGAUUUCCACUAGAUGAAUUGCGAUGUAAAGAAUGGGUGAAAAUGGCAGGAAACGAGGAUCUAGUUUAUGUGCCCAUUGAAAAACUCCAUGAAUUAAAAUUUAUCUGUGGAAAGCAUUUUAAAGAUAAUGAUUUUAAUAAAAAAAGGACACAGCUCAAAAAAUCUGCUAUUCCGUCAAUAAAUCUUUCUUCUAUGCCACUUUCGGACGCCAUUCUGUCAGCAUUUCCUUAUUACCUCUUCAAAGAACAGCAACCUUUACAAGAAGAUGAACCCUCAACAUCUUCUGUUUCUGCACAAGUAGAAAUUAGUACAUUUGAAACAAAUACAUACCACAAGCAAAGCCAAGAUGAACCCUCAACAUCUACAUCUACUGCACAAGUACAAGCUACUACAGUUGAUAAUCAAAUUGUUUAUGAAGAUGAUGUUCCACCAGUGGAAUAUACCGUAAACAUUAUGACAAGUGAACAAGACAUUUGUAUGAAAGAUGAACCCUCAACAUCUUCUGUCCGAAAAAGGCGCAAAAGGACAAAUAAAAUGAGUAAUGAAAAUCUGUCUCCACGAAAGAAGAAACUUAUGAAGAGGGUUGAACUUUUGAAAUCAAAAAUUAGAAAAGUUCAAGAAAAAGUAAAAAUGUUUGAUAACAUUCAAUCAAAAACGCUAAAGACAAUGAUGUUUUCGGCAAUAAGAAAUGAAAAUCGCUCUUCUCAGGGCAAACGAUGGUCCGAUAAUGACAAAGCCCUAGCCAUAGCCAUGUACAAGAAAUCGCCAAAGUUAUAUCGGUAUUUAAGGCAUUUGUUACCGUUACCUAGUCCAAGGACUUUACAAAAUGUUCUUAGUAAAAUGCCCAUGAAUCCUGGAUUCAAUAAAUCAAUAAUUGAUCAUCUUAAAAGAAAGGUCAAGGAAUUAUCUUGUAAAGAUAAAACUUGCGUCAUUUUAUUCGAUGAGAUGUCUCUAAAGAAGAGGCUCAUUUUUAAUACUGCUUACGACAAAGUUGAGGGUUUUCAAGAUUUAGGAGAACACGGUCGAUCGGGAGAGUUAGCCGACAAGGCUUUAGUCUUUUUACUACAAGGUGUGCACAAAAAAAUCAAGCAGCCACUUGCACACUACUUUGUGAAAGGUACAAUAUCGUCAGAUAAAUUGGUAGCUAUUAUAAAAAAUACCAUCAAAAUGGUUCUGAAAUCGGUUCUAGAGUAAUCGCAACUGUCUGUGAUCAAGGCCCGAGUAACGUUGGUGCUUUAAAUUUACUGAAAAAGUUUUCUGGGCAGUGUUCUGACAGUAACUUUUAUAUAGUGGAAAAUGAAAAAGUU